This is a messenger RNA of Eruca vesicaria subsp. sativa (arugula), 765 nucleotides long. NCBI's taxonomy places the organism in Eukaryota, Viridiplantae, Streptophyta, Magnoliopsida, Brassicales, Brassicaceae. The record is from the annotation of a GenBank genome assembly.
AUGUGUGUUGUUAUUUCCAGGAGGCAUGAGGAGAACUACCUAGACCUCAACAAUCUGCCACAUGACUUUUCUAAAGAUGGCAAUAAGCAACCCCUGGAGGAAGGUUCUUCCUCUGGUCCAAGAAAGAAAAGAGGAAGUAAAGAAGGGAAAGAUGAGAGCGGGAAGGUGUACGAAUGUCGAUUUUGUUCACUCAAGUUCUGCAAAUCCCAAGCUCUUGGUGGCCACAUGAAUCGCCACCGACAAGGCAUGGAGACCGAGACAUUAAAUCAAGCUCGCCAACUGGUCUACCGUAACGAUACCUUAGCCCCACCUGGUGUUACGCCUUUCAGAUAUCAUACCGCAGAUCCAACAGUAUACAGGUCGGUUUACUCAUCACCAAUGCUAUAUGCUGGAAGCUCCUCAACGAACUUGGUUCCCCAACCGCUUCAACCGCCAUAUCCAUACUCGUCAAACCAAUACUCUCACAACCACACCAACGAUUACUACUUAAGCCAAACAUAUCGAGGCAGCAGAAGCAUCUCUCCAAACCCUAAUCACCCAAUCAACACAACCGUUAAUUACAUGGCCGAUGGUCCCGUGGAAUCGCGCUACACUUGCGUUGGUGCACCUAUUGGUCAAAGCAGUUACCCUAGCCGUGGCUCCCCCAACAUCCGUGCGCCACCGCUUGAACCGCCACAAAGUCGUGAUGGUGACGCUUCACGGCAGCGUUUGGAUCACACUCUUCGGUUACCCAUUAACCGGUUUCAAGAUCAUCACUCACUCUGA